AUGUCGACGCUACCAAAGCCCCUGCCCGUCGUGCUAUGCGGCAAAAGUGUAGCUAUCGGGGGACCCGCGGCGGGUCUCCUGCAGCCUGACUAUGAGGUCGUCCACUUCAUUCAAUCAAAUGAAGCAGCCCUGGCAGAAAUCCCCCACCUCUUGGCGGGACGUGAUCCCCAAUCUUCCGACGACAACGGCGUCGGCACCCAUGAGUACGGCAGACCUGUGCGCGCAGUUAUUUUUGGCCGGGGAUAUUCCCUCGAAGAUGUCCAAAAAUUCCAUAAGGCUUCUGCUGGAAGUAACGAGGAACCUGUGGUCUGGAUCGCGGGCGAUCCCGCUAAGAAGCCCGAUCUCAAUGGGCCUCAAACGGGACUAGGGUAUGCUCAGGCUGCGGCGGAUGGUGUCAAAGCGGUGCUCGAGAAGUGGAAAGAGGAGGGUGCUACUAAGGAUGGUAUUGUCCUAUGGUGA
Penicillium cinerascens is the source of this 459-nucleotide messenger RNA. RefSeq lists its product as uncharacterized. Lineage: Eukaryota; Fungi; Ascomycota; Eurotiomycetes; Eurotiales; Aspergillaceae. The coding region runs from base 1 to 459 and encodes 152 amino acids. The record is from RefSeq and is a predicted model, not a curated record. The transcript has 2 exons.